AAUCCAAAAUAUUAAUCAUAAAACAUAAUAUAAACAUAAUAAUUAAAAUAGUAGUACGGAGUAAUGAAUAAUGAAAUAAUGUAGUGUAGACAUGUGAAAAGCCCUUUCGCUUUCGCUUUCGCUUUCGCAAAAGCAAAUUCAAUGAUUCAAUAGUUGUACUUAGUUGAAGUUGAGCAUCAAAGUAGCAUAAACAACAUUCAUUAACAUCAAAGUACUUCACUUCUCUUCAACCAAAUACUGAGUACUCCAUAAACAUGAAAAUUCAUCAUGUGUUGUUCAUUAUUUCCAUUCUAACCUUCUCAAACUUUAUAUCACAAACCUCAUCCAGCUCCCCAACUACUCAUCAUCAUGCUUCUUCUCAAGGUGCAACAAAAUUAAAUAAAACGGCAUGUCAUGGAUCACAAUCAUUUUUCAAUGAGAGUGGACUUCAAUGUGACGAAGCAAGAGAUAAUAAUGUUGAUUAUGCAAUCCAUUCCUACCGGAGACAGGGUGGCCGCGGUGGCAGAGGAGGUGGCGGUGGUGGUGGAGGGAAUAUAAAUAAUCAUGUUCCUACUUCUCGUAAAAGUCAUGCACCAUGGCUUGUCUGCCCUUGUUUGCUCAAUGCAUCCUUCUUCGCUUAUGUCACCUUUGCCUGCCUUCUUCUUUAGCGUUAAUUUAUCUAUUUCUAUUACUAAAUAAGUUCAAUUGGCGGGAAUAUUUUAUAAACACCUCUUUAAAAGAGUUGGGAUUUCUUAUUUUUUGAUGUUCUUGUUACGGAGUGAGUAUCUUGUACUCCGGAUUGUUUUUGAAAUUUGUAAUAUUCACUAGCACAAGAAAUGAUACUUUUUAUGGUCUUUAUAAAAUCUAAUUGACCUGGGAUAUAAAAUUUACACAUUCAAUC
Molecule: messenger RNA, 880 nt
Organism: Spinacia oleracea (spinach)
Lineage: Eukaryota; Viridiplantae; Streptophyta; Magnoliopsida; Caryophyllales; Amaranthaceae
Exons: 2
Coding region: 255-647 (130 amino acids)
Source: RefSeq, a predicted model, not a curated record